AUGGCGAGACCCAACAUGAUCAAGGCCACCAAAAAGGCCAUCAAAGGCAGCCCGCGGGGGGUCUUUAACUGGCAGCAUCGCGUCCCUUGUCAUCGUGCCAUCUUCCGCAAGCGUUUCGGCAUAGACAAGCAGUCCGAGGCCGAGUACGCCAACACAAAAGGCUGGAUCGUCGCCAUCGCCACCGCCGGCGCCGUGUUCGGCUGUCUGGCGUGCGUGUGGCUCACCCAGCGCUUUGGCCGCACGCGCACCUUUCAAUUCUUUACCCUCGUUUACAUCGCCGGCGUCCUCGGGCAGGCCUUUAGCAAUGGCAACCUGGCCGCUCUGUAUGCCACGCGUGUCAUCUCUGGUAUUGGCAUCGGCGCGACCACUGUCCUCCCGUCCGUCUACAUCACCGAGAUCGCGCCCCAGUCGGUCCGCGGGCUGCUGACGCUCCAGUACACGUGCUGCCAGCAGCUGGGCGUCGUCUUUGGCUUCUUCUUCAACUACGGCAUCACGCGCUACCACGCGGGCGCCGACGUGCAGUGGAUGCUCCCGACGGCGCUUCAGGCGGUCCCCGCCAUCAUCUGGGGCGUCGGCACGCUCUUCACGCCCGAGACGCCGCGAUUCCUGCUCAUGCAGGGCAAGCGGUCCGAGGCCCUGGCCACGCUGUACCGGUUCCGCGGCCUGCCCGAGGACCACGAGUUCGCGCGGGCCGAGUUCGGCGGCAUGGAGGCGCAGCUCAACCACGAGAUCGAGGUGGUGGCCGGCGCGGGCACGUGGGACCUGGUGCGCGAGACCUUUACCGACAGGCCCAACCGCCGGCGUUUUAUCCUCAUGUUCGCCUGCCACGUCCUCGGCCAGUGGUCGGGCGCCAACGCCAUCACGCAGUACAGCCCCACCAUCUUCGGCUACCUGGGCAUCCAGGGCACCGAGUCGCGCUUCCUGGCCACGGGCAUGUACGCGGUGCUCAAGUUCGUCACGGUCCUGCUCUUCUCCGUCUUCGUCAUCGAUUUUAUCGGGCGCCGCCGCUCGCUCAUGACGGGCAUCGCGCUGCAGAUCGUCACGCUCGCCUACGUGGGCGCGUACCUGGGCGCCACCAACGGCCGCACCGUGGCGCAGAUCGAGGCGGACCCCCAGGCCGUGGCGGCCAGCCGCGGCGCCAUCGCGGCCAUCUACCUGCACGCCGUGGCGUGGUCCAUCGGCUGGUUCUCGAUCCCGUACCUCGUGUCGGCCGAGGUGUUCCCGCUCCGGAUCCGGUCCAUCAACAUGUCGGUGCUCAUGGCGGUGCAUUGGGCCAUGUACUUUGGCUGCAGCCGCGCCAUGCCGUCGCUCCUGGCCGCCACGGACCGCUGGGGCGCCUUCGUCUUCUUCCUCUGCAUCUGCUCCGUCUCGCUCGUCCACGUCUACCUGGCCCUGCCCGAGACCUCGGGCCGCUCGCUCGAGAGCAUGGACAAGCUCUUCGACGUGCCCUGGUACCGCGUCCACAAGAUGGCCUACCCGACCGCCGACGACCUCAAGCCCGCCGUCCGCGAGAUCCUCGUGUCCGACGACGAGUCGCCCAAGGGGCGGGACGAGGAGGGCUCGAGGAAGCACGUAGAGAACAAGCGCGCGUGA
This is a messenger RNA of Gaeumannomyces tritici R3-111a-1, 1593 nucleotides long. Its product is annotated as quinate permease. Gene Ontology annotation, molecular function: carbohydrate:proton symporter activity. NCBI's taxonomy places the organism in Eukaryota, Fungi, Ascomycota, Sordariomycetes, Magnaporthales, Magnaporthaceae. The transcript is spliced from 3 exons. The record is from RefSeq and is a predicted model, not a curated record. Gene Ontology annotation, cellular component: membrane. Bases 1 to 1593 code for a protein of 530 amino acids. Gene Ontology annotation, biological process: transmembrane transport; carbohydrate transport.